AUGAUAGAGCCCAAAAUAGCAUAUGAACCAGAAAUCAAUCUGGGAAAUAACGUUCUUGAGGAGAUCCCACCUGUGUUAAAACACCUCAGUUGUCUAAAUAAACUUUAUUUAUAUGGAAACAAAAUCAGCCAUUUGCCACCAGAGGUGCUGGAAGGUCUACCAAACCUUGAGCUUCUAAAUGUGAACCACAAUAGAAUCAAGGUCAUUCCUGCAGAAAUAAAGAGGCUGUGUAGUCUAAAAAGCAUCAGUGUCACAGACAAUCAUUUGCAGCAGAUUCCAUCUGAACUGGGCUUGCUGAAGAGUUUGACUGAGAUUAACUUCACUAAUAAUAAACUGACUCAAAUACCACAGCAGUUAUACAGUUUACCACAGCUGAGGAAAUUGUACUUGGCCCGAAACAACCUGACAGAACUACCAGAGGGCGCUCUUGGAUGGAAAAAUGUGAAGAUCUUGGAUGUUGCUGGAAACUGUUUAUCUGUGUUUCCUUUUUUGUUUCAGUUUCUUACAUUGGAGGAACUGUUCUUUGAAGGAAACAGUUUAGUUCCAUUCACACUGAUGGAGUCCAUUCAAGAGAAAGAAGUCUUCUCAUUAAAGGAGCUCUCAGCCAGGCUGACCCUCCAGCAGAGCACUAAUAAGUUGUCAGUGGUGUCCAGAGCUCUGCCAGCAUACCCAGAGCUGCAGGACAUGCUGUCUCACUGGGGCCAGUGUGCUUUGUGCUCACAGCCCUUCCUCACCACCUGGCUGGAGUGUGUGCAGUUCAUCAACACCAGGAAGCACAUGGGAAUGAAAAGCUCUCAGUCUGUUCCAGUCAGAGUUCUGCUGUGUUCUUACGACUGCUUCAACAGAGACGACCAUCAGUACUAUGGGCUUGUACGAUUAUAAAUUAAAAAUGCAUCUUAUU
Messenger RNA from Sinocyclocheilus anshuiensis, 901 nucleotides. RefSeq names its product leucine-rich repeat-containing protein 69-like. NCBI's taxonomy places the organism in Eukaryota, Metazoa, Chordata, Actinopteri, Cypriniformes, Cyprinidae. Gene Ontology annotation, molecular function: protein binding. Gene Ontology annotation, cellular component: cytoplasm. The coding region runs from base 1 to 882 and encodes 293 amino acids. The record is from RefSeq and is a predicted model, not a curated record. The transcript has 8 exons.